This is a messenger RNA of Amoebophrya sp. A120, 1130 nucleotides long. NCBI's taxonomy places the organism in Eukaryota, Dinophyceae, Syndiniales, Amoebophryaceae. The record is from the annotation of a GenBank genome assembly.
AUGAACUACGUGCACAAAUUUGUCGAACCCCUACCCAAAUUCGUAAUUCCAUUGCAUGACCACGACAAAGAGUACAUCUCCGAGCUACAAAAAGCGGUGGCUGAUUUACACACGGUGGUCCAGCACAAGCUCAAGCAUGAGCCGAAACACGGGACCCAUCACCAGAACAAUCACGCGGGAGAAGAUCAUGAUGAACCGGACAAGGAACAGCACCCGGACGGGUGUCACGUCGACCUCAACGCUGCUGGUGCAACGCACCCACGUCGUUGGCAGCGGCAUUCGCAGGGACAGUCAUUCGCGCAAGUUGGCCCAGCUGGUUCCGUCUUGAUCUCGAACGACGAACAUGCCGGUCAAGCGCAAUCCGAGGGCGAAAACGAGGAACAAGAAGCGGCUCUGGACUCGCAGACGGUCUCGCACAUCAACAACGGCUUUUCCUCCCUCCACGACCAGGCGACGACCUUCACAACCGACGAGGAAAUGCAGGUCACGGACGCGUAUCUAGUGCAAAGGUAUCGCACUCGUCCUAAUUGCAGUCAUGCAUGACAAAACUCGCCUCUUAGGUCAGUCAGUAUUACAUAUUCCAUCAUUUUUUCUCCACCCACUGAUGUGCGAUACUUUUGCGUAAUGCAUAACGUGGCUUCGAGCACCGAUUCGGCCACGUCGAGCUCGUCCUUCGCGGCAACCCCGACUUCGUCCGAUCCGUGAGGUGGGAGAGCGGACAUGGAAGUCUCCUUCAGUGACCGGCUUCAUCAUCAGUCGCCGGCGACGAGGGGAUUCAGAUUUUUGUUGCAUUCGCUUUCAUACUAAACUAUGUAUUACUUUACAAAUUCAAAUCAAAAUCAAAUUGAAGAUCAGUGGUCGUGUCUCGUUAUGAUUUUUGUCCGGGCUGUGGCCCAAUUUUUGUCGGGAAAGGUAAACGUCAGAAAAAGAAAAUCAAAAUUCGAAAAUAGAAUUCGUAACGAACAGAACCAACUGUGCCAACUUUUUUACAUCUCCCCAAGGGAGAACCCGCAACAUGAUUGAAGAUUUUUUUAUAAAAUCAUGAAGAUGAUGAACACGCAACAUUUCAUAUACAUAUUUCAAAAUGCACAUCAUGUACAGAAUAAGAAUCAAGGGUGGGUGUGGGUGAC